Ornithorhynchus anatinus (platypus) is the source of this 2738-nucleotide messenger RNA. RefSeq names its product solute carrier family 7 member 4 (gene SLC7A4). The transcript is spliced from 5 exons. Lineage: Eukaryota; Metazoa; Chordata; Mammalia; Monotremata; Ornithorhynchidae. The record is from RefSeq and is a predicted model, not a curated record. Bases 587 to 2563 code for a protein of 658 amino acids. Gene Ontology annotation, molecular function: amino acid transmembrane transporter activity. Gene Ontology annotation, cellular component: plasma membrane. Gene Ontology annotation, biological process: transmembrane transport; amino acid transport.
UGCCAGCCGAGCCGAGCAGAACCGGACCGGCGGGAGCCGGGCCGCGCAGGGUUCUGGCUGCCGCUGGACAUCUGUUUGGUUGGAAGAGAUUGUCAGGGGAGCAGGAGGCUAUUCUGACACAUCUCACCCAGGGAUCUUGUGGCCUCCUCCAGCACGGCCACCUGGGAUCCACUGAAGGGGAACAGGCUCACCCCGCAGCCCAACUUUUUACCCAACUGGAGCUGGGCUGCGGCUCCAACAGGGCACCACCGGCUUGAAUAGGGCAUCGCUGGCUCUGCCCCGGCUGGCCUCGCCUUCGCAUUAGAACGAGAUGACAGGAUCCUUGCCUUCAAGGAGCUGAGUCCAUCCAGCCACCUGCGUAGUGGGAGCACGGUGCUAAGCACUGGGGAUAAUACCUGUGAGGUCCAAGACCCGACCCCUGCCCUCACAGAACUUUCAGUCCAGCCGGCUCCUCCUGCGUGCGGAGCCCUGUAUCGGGAGUGUGGGAGAGGACCGCGGACACGACCCCCGGGCUUGAGGACUUGCGGUUCCCUCCUCCCCACCUCCAGGCACUAGGGAGGCCCCCGGGGCCCGGCCCUCCACCCCCAUGGCCCCACGCCUGCCCACGGUGGCCGACCUGGCCCACCUCUGCCGGAAACUGCACCGUCUGAAGACGCUGGAUGCCGACCUCAUGGAGACCUCAUUCCAGCGCUGCCUGUCCACGGCCGACCUGGCCCUGCUGGGCCUCGGGGGCAUGAUCGGGUCCGGCCUCUACGUGCUCACGGGGACGGUAGCCAAAGAACUGGCCGGCCCCGCGGUGACCGUGUCUUUCGCCGCGGCCGGGCUGGCCUCCCUGCUGGCCGCCCUGUGCUACGCCGAGUUUGGGGCCCGCGUACCCCGCACCGGCUCCGCCUACAUGUUCACGUACGUGUCGGUGGGUGAGCUGUGGGCCUUCCUCAUCGGCUGGAAUGUCCUGCUGGAGUACCUGACCGGAGGGGCGGCCGUGGCCCGGGCCUGGAGCGGCACGCUGGAUGCCAUCUUGGGCCACCGGGUGCGCAACUUCACCGAGGCUCAGGUGGGGCACUGGCAGGUGCCCUUCCUGGCCCGCUCGCCUGACUUCCUGGCGGCUGGUGUGCUGCUGGUGGCUUCGGCCGGCGUGGCCUGCGGCGCCCGGGCCUCCUCGUGGCUCAACCACACCUUCUCCGCCAUCAGCAUGGGCGUGAUCCUGCUGGUGGUGGUCCUGGGGUUCGCGCUGGCCCAGCCGGCCAACUGGGGGCCGCGGGAGGGGGGCUUUGCGCCUUUCGGGGCCUCCGGGGUCCUGGCCGGCGCUGCCACCUGCUUCUAUGCCUUCGUGGGCUUCGACGUCAUCGCCGCGUCCAGUGAGGAGGCCCGAGACCCCCGCCGGUCCGUCCCCCGGGCCACCGCCGUCGCCCUGGGGCUGGCGGCCGCCACCUACGUGCUGGUUGCCGCCGCGCUCACUCUCAUGGUGCCGUGGCACCUCCUGGACCCCGAGUCGGCCCUGGCCGACGCCUUCUAUCGGCGCGGCUAUGGCUGGGCCGGCUUUCUUGUGGCCGUCGGCUCCCUCUGCGCCAUGAACACGGUCCUGCUCAGUAACCUCUUCUCGCUGCCCCGCAUCGCCUACGCCAUGGCUGCAGACGGGCUCUUCUUCCCCGCCUUCGCCCGGCUGCACCCGCGGACGCAGGUACCCGUGGCGGGCAUCGCCGUGUUCGGCCUCCUCAUGGCGCUGCUGGCGCUGCUGCUGGAGCUGGAGGCCCUGGUACAGUUCCUCUCCAUCGGCACCCUCCUGGCCUACACCUUCGUGGCCGCCAGCGUUAUCGUCCUGCGCUUCCGGGCGGGCCCUGGCUCCGGUCCCGGUUCUGGCCCUGACCCCGUGGGCCCCUCCCCUGAGGGCCACACCCCUGAGGGCCACACCCCCCGUGACCACGGCCCUUCCACUCCCGCCCCCAAGGAAUAUGAGUCCUUCUCGGACAAGCUGCAGCUCGUGGAGGCCGAGCCGGCGGGAGCUCCCCAGCCUGGCCAGCUCAGAGCCGCCUUCCGACCCCUCCUGGGCUCGCUGAGCCACCGUUGGCCCGGGACGCUGGUGCCCGCUGCCGUGGGAGCCCUGGUGGGCUCGGCCGUGGGCCUGGGCUGCGUCCUCACCUUCGCAGGGCCCAGCCUGCCGGCCUGGGGCUCUGCCCUGCUGCUCCUGCCCUGCGGCCUGGUGUUCCUGAUUAGCCUCCUGCUACUCUCCGCUCACCAGCAGCAGAAGACCCCGGAUACCUUCCAGAUCCCCCUGGUGCCCCUGACCCCGGCGCUGAGUGUCCUGCUCAACGUAUGCCUCAUGCUCAAGCUCAGCCCCAUGACCUGGGUGCGCUUCGCCAUCUGGCUGCUUGUGGGGCUGCUGGUGUACUUCGGCUACGGGAUCCGGCACAGCAAGGAGAACCGACACGAACCGCGACCGGACGGGGGCACCCGCUACGUGGUAUUUCCGAGCGGAAGCCUGGACGAGACGCUGCAGGCUGUUCAGCCCCCGGCCCGGCAGACGCCGGCCCGGCAGACCCCGGACCCCACCGCCGACAGGUGAUCCCGGGCCAGACCGGACCCAAACGCGCGAGCAGGAACGCCCCGCCCCCAACAGCUUUCACUGCCACCAACGAGACGGUCCGGGAAUCCCAGUCUCCCCCCCCCCCCCGGGCCGCCCUCUGCCGGGUUCCUUCUGCCUUCCUCCCCGUCCCUAAUAAUAAGACUAAGAAGAAGAA